Molecule: messenger RNA, 762 nt
Organism: Portunus trituberculatus (swimming crab)
Lineage: Eukaryota; Metazoa; Arthropoda; Malacostraca; Decapoda; Portunidae
Product: tigger transposable element-derived protein 1-like
Exons: 1
Coding region: 1-762 (253 amino acids)
Cellular component (GO): nucleus
Molecular function (GO): DNA binding
Source: RefSeq, a predicted model, not a curated record
AUGGCUCCCCAGAAGCCUCAAAAUGACCAUAAACCUAAGAAGAAGGUGCAAUGCCUGAGUGUUGCAAUGAAGAAGGAAAUAAUAGAGAAACAUCAGAGGGGAGUGAGGGUGAAGGACCUUGUGCAAGAGUAUGACCUUCCUAAGUCUACUAUUUGUACAUUUGUGAAAAAUAAGGAAAAAAUGAUGGUUGCUGAUGUGGCUAAAGGUGUGGUAGGUGUUGCAGCUACCAAGAGGCCACAGGUUUUGGAUAAAGUUGAGCAGCUACUUAUGGUGUGGAUAACGGACAUGCAGCUCAAGGGUGACACCAUUAGUGAGACGGCAAUCUGUGAAAAGGUCAAGAAACUGUACAGGGAUUUAAUGGCUGAAUUACCCACUACAAGAGAUACCAGCCCUGAAGAUUUCAAGGCAAGCAGAGGGUGGUUCCAAAACUUUUGCAAAAGAAGUGGCAUCCACAGUGUUGUGAGGCAUGGUGAGGCUGCCAGUGCCAAUGUAGAAGGAACAAAUAAGUUUGUUGGGGAAUUUGCUGCCUUUGUGAAGACUGCAGGGUUUCUCCCCCAAAAGUGUUUUAAUUGUGACGAAACUGGGCUCUUCUGGAAAAAGAUGCCCAGCAGGACCUACAUCACUCAAGAGGAGAAGAAGCUGCAAGGACAUAAGCCUAUGAAGGACAGGCUGACACUCAUGUUCUGUGCUAAUGCAAGUGGUGAUUGCAAGAUCAAACCACUGCUUGUUUAUCAUUCUGAAACUCCAAGAACAUUUAAUUGA